UGAUGUUCCCUCAAGAUGAACUACCUCCUGCACCGCCAGCGCACUCCGGGCGCCGUAAUCCCAGUCCCGGAAGAGCUCAAAGAGCUCAUGUCCGAAAUCAGCCGGGAAGUCCUGCGCGCGCAGCCACCAAGCCCGAUCCACUUUAUCGCGGAUUACCUGGAGGCGAAGCUGGUGCGCCGUGAAAACCAGGUCGUGGCGAACCGGGUCGUCGACACCGUUCUGGACACCAGCCUGAACAUUAUCGAACUGCUGGACGAGCUGGGCAUUGACAAGGCGGAGAAAGCCGAACGGGCGGUUGCGAUGAUCCGGGAGGCGUUCCGGAAGCACUUCCAGGUGCGGACUUCGGAUGAGAGCUUGAGGGAAGCGUUCCGGGAGGCGGAGGUUCUGAAGCGGUUGGUUGAUGAGUGCGGAUUCACGGAACAGGAAGCGCUCAAGGCUGGGAAGGUCAUUGAGAGGGCGUACAGGACGUACUUUUUGCGGAACGUGUACAAGGAGUAUCAUGGCCCGGCGGUGACCAGCGAUUGGAAGGAAGCUGCGGAGCAUACCUUGGGGGUCUACGCAGCCAGCGGAGCUACAAAGGAGGAGAUGAAUCGUGCUGUGAUCAGGAUUCAGCAGGCUUACAGGGCUUAUUAUUCGAAGAAGCGUCGUAAUUUGGAUCGAAAGGCCACAAUUAUUCAGCAGGCCGUCCGGAAGCAUCAGGAGAAGCAGGUUACAUCGGGGGUUUUGAACGAACUCAUAGACGACGCCGUUGAUCCCAAAUUCCGGGCUCGUGAAGAAAUCCUGCGCAUCGUAGACAUGGUCAUCACCGGACAAGUUGGAGAACCGGAAGAGAAGGAAAAGGAAGAAGCAGCCACAAUGAUCCAGUCGGUGUUCCGGGGUCGUCAAACCAGGAAGAAAUUCGCCAACGUUGGGUGGGAUUCCAGCCCAGAGCCUGGCCCCAGCAACACUGUUGUAGCUGACCCGGCGAACGAUGACCUCGACGGGGCGGCCACUUUGGUUCAAUCAUUGGCAAGGGGUCACCUCGUGCGUCGGCAGAUCCAAAAAGAACAGUCCGCCGCAGUCAAGAUACAGAGCUACGCCCGGGGCCACCUCGCACGCAAGCAGCAUUCCCAGCAGCAGGACAACUAAUGCCUUCCCCAAAGGUCGUGGAAACCAACUCAGCCAAAAUUUGUAUUAAUAAAAUAGUUUUUCCUCGAAGUCAUUACCCGC
Molecule: messenger RNA, 1209 nt
Organism: Culex quinquefasciatus (southern house mosquito)
Lineage: Eukaryota; Metazoa; Arthropoda; Insecta; Diptera; Culicidae
Exons: 2
Coding region: 16-1128 (370 amino acids)
Biological process (GO): spindle organization; establishment of meiotic spindle localization; mitotic cell cycle
Cellular component (GO): spindle pole
Molecular function (GO): protein binding
Source: RefSeq, a predicted model, not a curated record